AGCACCGCAGUGUUUUGGUAGACAGCGGGGAGAGAGGUUAGUGAAAGUGACGUGCUCGGUCGUUUACACUUGUGAGCUGGUAAUUACACUCAGUCUGUGAUAUUUCAUUUCCUCGCCAUGCCGGAUAAGGACGAUAGAGUGAAUUCUCAGGUUAGGUACAGUAGUAGAGAAGAAAUCGCGACUGACGAGGAGCACAGACCUCUGAUAUCUAUCGGUGCAGAGAGUAAGCCUUGCAACGGCGUGAGAGGCCUGGGCAAACUUGGUGACCCAACUUCUGAGCAUGACCUCGAUAAUGACCUAGACAGUGCAAUUCCGUUACUGCCGCUGGAGGCGGAGGCGGAGAAAGCGGAGGUGUUUCCACCCACCGUCAUAAAGAUCCAUGGGCACGUGGACAGCAGUGGUGCGAACGGCUGCAGGCCUAAAACAAAUUUAGUGGAACCCCCUUGCUCGAGGCUGUGGCCCAGUGACGGAAGUGUAGUGAAUGGCAUGGGUGUGCAGGCAGUGAACCAGCAGCACCCCGGGAGGCACAGCAACGGCACGCCCUUGGUAUAUGUGACAGAUCGCGUUGGCACCACGUACUCGGCCGUGCCCACCGUGGCAGUGGCGCCCCUGUACAGCCAAGCCCCGACGUGCCCCGUGAAGGGCGCGCACGGCUCGAGGAUGGGCGUGCGGCUGCAGGGGACGCAUCACGUGUUCACCAUCGUACCCGUGGGAAGCGGGGAGCUGUUGGCCGAGCAGCAACAGCAGGAAGGAAAGACCGAGCUGAAGGCGCCUCCCCCCCAGGCCGCCGUCAGCAGCACUUCCCCGGCGCCGCGGCACUCAGCGUGCGUCGCGACCUCCAGCGUCCCUUCGCCCAUGCAGCGCCAGGCACUAUGCACCGCCACGGCCGCUCCCAUGCGCAAGAUCUCUGCCCCCAGCAUGAGGGCGGCGCCCGUCAUCCCCAUGAGCAUGAUGGCAACCCUCCCCACGGGCCUGGACCCCCCGCUUAACAAUUACCGCACUCUAAUGGCGCCCCCCAACAUGGCUGUCAACUACAACCCGUACCACACCAUCACGGGCAUGGUGCCCUCCACGUACCCGGGCCGCGAGUACGGCGUUGGCGGGGGCGUGUCAUUCCUGCCGCAGCGGGAGUACGGCGUGGGAAGCUCGCCCUUUUACCAGCGGGGCGAAUACGGGGUGGGGGGAGGCGUCCCUCCGUCCUUGGGACAGGUUAUGGCACAGCGGGGUCCUCACGGCGUGCCGCCUUCGCUGGCACCUGUGGUGGCACCGCGCGGCCCCGUCACCAGCAGUCUCCAUGGCGCUGGGGCCGUGCCUUCUCCUCCCAGGGGCAUGCAACGUGUGGCUACCAUGCCCUGCUCCUCCAGGCCCAUGGCGUACCACAUGAGCAGCCGACCUCUAAGUCCCCAGGGGGGUUGGGUGGGCCCAGUCCCCCUCCAGCCCCCCACAUCUGAACAGCUGACCGUUCACUCCGUCAAUCAGAUGACGGUUCAAUCAGCUGGUGGACUUAGCAUCGACGUUGGCAGCACUGACGGCCGUAACGUGACUGUGCGUGGCGCACUGACCUCGCCCGACCAGCUGCCUUACCUGCCAGCUGUAUUCAGGCAUGGACACCACGAGGACAAUGACGGCAUGUACGACGGCGCGGAGGCGAGGCAGACGUGGGCCAACAAGGCGCAGUUCGUGCUGGCGUGCAUCGGGUACGCCGUCGGGCUGGGCAACCUGUGGCGGUUCCCCUACUUGUGCUACAAGAGCGGUGGAGGUGCAUUUCUCAUACCAUACUUCCUGAUGCUGUUCCUGUGCGGCAUCCCCCUGCUGCUGAUGGAGCUGACACUGGGCCAGUACACACGGAGAGGGCCAAUUGGUGCCUUAGAGAAGAUAUGCCCCCUUUUUAAAGGUGCUGGUGUGGGAACUGUGAUAAUGUCCUUCUUGCUUGGAACCUACUACAAUGUCAUCAUUGCAUGGGCCAUCUUUUAUCUCUUUCAGUCAUUUACUAUAGAUUUACCCUGGCGAAAUUGCAAUACAACUUGGGCAGUUACUUGCUUUGAUGAUUACGGUGUUAAUAUUACUGCCCCGAACGGUACCAAGUCUCCUACUGAAGAAUUUUUUGAUGAAGUAGUCCUUGAGAAGAGUGCAGGCAUAGAGGAGAUGGGGACAAUGAGGCAGGAGCUGGUGCUGGCGCUGCUGGGGGCCUGGGCGCUCGUGUACUUCUCGCUCUGGAAGUCUGUGAAGUCUUCCGGCAAAGUGGUGUAUGUGACUGCAACCUUGCCUUACCUACUAAUCGGGGCAUUCCUAUGGAGAGCAUUGACGCUGCCAGGAGCUAGUACAGGACUCCGGUUUUUUUUCAGUCCUCGCUGGGAACUCCUAGGAAAGGCUGAGGUGUGGGUCAAUGCAGCUGCCCAAAAUUUCAACAGUAUUGGUAUUGCCUUUGGAUCGCUGAUUGCCUUCUCUUCGUACAACAAGUUCAACAACAAUAUCGUCUUAGACACCUGGGCCAUCAGUCUCACAAACUCAUUUACAUCACUUCUUUCUGGGAUGAUUGUUUUCUCAACGCUUGGGAAUAUAGCACUUGAACAGGGCAAGGAUAUUGAUGAUGUUGUUGCACAAGGACCAGGACUGGUGUUCAUGGUUUAUCCGCAAGCCCUGGCCAAGAUGCCAUAUGCAUCCCUGUGGGCGAUCCUGUUUUUCUUCAUGUUACUGAUCCUUGGCCUUGACUCUCAGUUUGCUACUGUGGAGGUUAUAAUUACAUCUCUCCAAGAUGGUUUUCCAAGAUGGAUUCAGAAGUAUUUGAGACGUCAUGAAGUUUUGGUCUUGGUCGUCUGCUUUAUUUCUUUCCUAAUUGGUCUGCCAAAUGUAAUGCAGGGUGGCAUCUACUUUUUCCAACUAAUUGACUACUACGCUGCAGCUGUAUCUCUUAUGUACUUGGCCUUCUUUGAAGUGAUUGGUGUGGUUUGGGUGUAUGGGGCUGGCAGAUUGUCCAGAAAUCUUCGGGAAAUGACUGGAAAACAACCUUCACUCUAUUUCCGCUUCUGUUGGUAUGCUGCGGCUCCGGUGUUGAUAUUUGCAAUUUGGAUAUUCUCGAUUGUGGACUACAAGGAACCAACAUACAAUAAAGGGGAAUACAAGUAUCCAGGAUGGGCAAUUGGCAUAGGAUGGAUAAUUGCUUCAUGUUCCAUUCUGCCAAUUCCCAUUUUUGCUGUGAUAGCAAUUAUUAAAGCCAAAGGAUCUAAUAUCUGGGAGAAAAUGCGGAAUUCAAUUCGUUCUCAAAUUGAGGAGUGCCCAUGUUGUGGACGCACCACCAACUGCUUGGAUGAAGCUCACAAUGCUGGAGAGGAAUAUGUGGACCGCCAGGUGAAGCUGGUGGUGUACAACCCAUCUAUGGCCAAUGGGGAUGCUAAGUCUGUUCAAGCUACUGCUGAGAAAGGAGAAGAAAAUGAAAACAAGGAGAAGGAAAAGAGUGUUGCAUGAAAAAAAAUCCUAUAGCAGCUCUUUGCCUCAUAUGCUGAUGGCUGAAUAUACUUAUACUAUUGGGACCAAGCAUAUUUAUCCUGAGAGGGCAAAGCCCACUUAAAGUGCCUUUUAUGAAUGUUUUUAUUAAUAUUGUAUUAUCACAUUUUCAGAUUAAAGCAAAAAGAUAUCAGCCCAUGUUAUAUAAGGUCUCUAUUAGUGUUAAAAUCCUUUAGAAAGAGGAAAGAUUUUUUAUUAUCAAACGACAAUGUAUUCUUGCGACAUUUUUCUGUCUUUUUGAACAGGAGGAUUAAUGAUAGCUGUGAGGGCAGAAUUAGUAUUCAGAUAUUAAUUGGAAGUAUUUAUUGAAGUAAACUCUAAUGCAUUUCAAAGUAUUAAUAAAAAAGUAUUAAUGCAUUUCCUACAAACACACAAAAUAGUUAAGAGGCAGCUUCUUGGUGUGAUUUUCAUUCCUGGUUAAAAUGUUUAUAUUUAUAUACAAAGCACAAAAGCACAUUUUAGAAUUGCAUUAUAGAAGAAUAUAGCAAUAUUUGUCCAGUGAUGUAAGUAUGUAAUAUCCUGUUUGUUUUUAUCCAUUUUACCUUGGGAAGGUAAUUUUUAUUUAAUCUCCCUUGAAGGGGGUCUAGAAAAGAUUAUAUUCUUAUUUUCACAUAAAAAGUGGACCAUUUUAUAUUUUUCCUAAAUGCAUCAAUGACAUAAGUAUUUAUUUUACACAUAUCUAGUUGGGGCCACAUUUUCCUCAACCAAAUUAUUUACUAAGCUAAUGAAUGAUAAUACCUAUCCUGUAUGUCUAAAGACAGGUUGUUAAGGAAAUUUCUCAUUUUAAGAAAUUAUAACUAUUCACACAAAAUAGAAUUUAAACAGAUGUCAUAAUUUAAAGAGAAGUUUUAGGAACCCACUUUUUCUCUCAUUUCUGUUAUUGAUUGAUAACUUCAGAAUUAACUCUUCCAAUAUCAGGAAGAAACAUGUUUUAAAUUGUAGACUAUUACUGAGAUGAAUGGUAGUUAUUUUUGACACUUGAAAUAAUAAUAGUUAACGUGUAAGUACAUUUUCCCCAGUUUAUUACUUUACCUAUAAAACCGAAUAUUAUUGAAAGUUGUGAAGCCAAAAAAACAAUUUGAUGAAUGCAGUAUUGAUAUUUGAAGGGAAGUUUGCUGAAGUUCAGACAGUGUAAUCAAGGUCUUUUUAGCAAUCUGUAAAUACUCAGAAAUUAUAUGCAUGAGGAAUAUUAAAAUAUAUUUUAAAGUUAUUGUGAUUAUAAGAUUUCUUUUUUUUUACAUCUCACUCCUUUUUCUGUACUGAUUUUUUUAUUAUUAGAAAGAAUGAACUGUAUAUGUCUGUUUCUAAAAUGUUAUAGUCAAGUGCUGUAGAUCACAUAAUUGCAAAACAACAGAACUAUAAAAAUAGAAAGAUAAUACAGGAUACACUGGGGAUUUUCUUGAUUAGUAAUUUCCAAAAUCAAUCACUUCGGUCUCAGAUAUAUUUAUCAUUAAGACAUGUAGUGUAUUCCCUGUAAGUUAUAGAAUGAGGUCAGAGUAUUACAAUAUUACAAUAUUUUAAGUAAUAAUUUAUAACUGGCUGGUCAUUAAUCUACUCCAAGAUGUCCUGGUAUUUAAAGGUAUGCAAGAUUAUUCUCCACUUUACAGAUUACAAAUUCAUUUCAUAUGUAGGUGAUAUUUUUGGCUUAUUUUUUCUCUAUGUUGCUAGGUGUUGAGAGAGAAUAUAAGCUCCUGAUAAACUUUUUAUAGCACUGCACUUCCUUAUGUUUCCCUGUUUGACAAUAUGGCACUCAUUCACAGUGAAUAUGUAUGAAAGUAUGAGUAUGUUUCUGAUAGAUCUCCAAGUUAUAUUACUUAGGUAAGAGAAACGACUUUAAUUUUUGACUUAGGCUCAUCUACAUAUAUAUAGUAAGGAGCUUUGUAAAAACAAUCCCCACUGGAAAAGUUAUUAAAGUUACAUAUUCUGUUUUGUUACUUUAUAACAUAUUAAAAUGAUUUUUUUUUUUUUAUAAUUCUUGUUGGAUAGGUAUUACACUCAUGUGAAUUUGUUGUUAAUUAUGUGAAGGCAUUAGUACCUUGUAACUAUGUGAAAGAUGUAAUCAUUUAUUGCAUACUUUGGUAACCCAUAUGAUGGGUUAGGGAUGCUUUCAAUGUACCAUGGAUCAUUUAGUAUCACGCAGGUGAUAUUCAUUUUGUAUAUAAUCAUCAAAUUAUAAGGUAAUACUAUCUACUCAUAUUUACAAUUAGAAAUGCACAAGACAAAUGUGGUAUUAAAGCAAGUAUUAUCAUUAUAAUUCUUUUUCCUUUGCCAAGAAAUAUAUUAUCACUUUGA
Messenger RNA from Penaeus chinensis, 5796 nucleotides. RefSeq names its product sodium- and chloride-dependent GABA transporter ine-like. Gene Ontology annotation, cellular component: membrane. The transcript is spliced from 12 exons. The coding region runs from base 118 to 3465 and encodes 1115 amino acids. Lineage: Eukaryota; Metazoa; Arthropoda; Malacostraca; Decapoda; Penaeidae. Gene Ontology annotation, biological process: sodium ion transmembrane transport. The record is from RefSeq and is a predicted model, not a curated record.